Molecule: messenger RNA, 1757 nt
Organism: Punica granatum (pomegranate)
Lineage: Eukaryota; Viridiplantae; Streptophyta; Magnoliopsida; Myrtales; Lythraceae
Source: RefSeq, a predicted model, not a curated record
CUCUUAUGCACGUGCCUCUGUCUAUAUAAACAUCGGGUCCCUGCUUCCUCCAAGUCGCUCUUUGCAAUAAAUCUUCCCUCACCUCGCCUCAGGAGCACGGACGACAAAAAACGAUUUGUCCAUUCAUUCUGUGAGUUGCUUUAGCUGCGUAGAGGCACGGACAAGCAAGCCAACUAGCUAGAGAUCCGAUCAAGGCAUAAGAGAGUCGAGGACACAUUCCUAUGGAUUCGAUUGAAGGAUUGAUGGAGGGAUUAACCAUCAAUGGCGGCGUGAUGACGAUUAAGAAGUUGCCACCGGUGCUGGUGAACCCAGAGUCGGAAACUCCCGGGGGAUUCUACUUCUUGUCGAGCCUGGACCAGGCCAUCCCAUUCCCGAUGCAGACCAUCUAUGCCUUUAGGACCAGCAGCGAGACCACGGCCGACGUCCUGAAGCAGUCUCUAGCGAAGGUCCUCGUACACUACUACCCGCUCACGGGGUCCAUGACCCUCGAUCCAGCAGGUCGGUUCAUCGUGGAGUGCAACAAGAGGGGUGUCCCCUUCGUCGAGGCUAUCGCAGACGGAACCAUCGACAUGCUCGGCGAACUCCGGAAGCCCAACGAUGACACUACACGAAAGCUAAUCUAUAUCGACCCAUCCAUAAAGAAUUUUAUGGAGAUUCCAUUAUUGUCUGCCCAGGUGACCAAGUUCAAAUGUGGAGGAUUCACUCUGGGGAUAGCAAUCAGUCACUCGGUGGUGGACGGCGUGUCGGGGAUGAACUUCAUUAACUCGUGGGCGGAGAUAGCCCGAGGUCUAACCCCGUCAGUCAUCCCUUUCCAUGACCGCACUUUGCUCAAGACUAGGGUUCCACCUGUACCCAAGGCCCCAUACGACGACUUUGUUCAGAUCGCAGACGUGUCGGAUAUGGAGUCAUUGUACCAAAAGGAGAGGAACAUAAGCAAGAUGUUCAUCUUUGAAGCGAACAAGCUUGCCACCAUCAAGAAGAUGGCCAUGGCCGAUGGGAGACUGCAGGCGUGCAGCACCUUCUCGGCCCUCGCUGCCGUGGUUUGGCAGGUUCGGAGCAAGGCCCUCAACAUGAAGCCCGCUCAACUCACCAAGCUCAGGAUUCUGGUCGAUCUCAGGUCAAAGUUCAAGGAACGGCCACUGCCAAAGAACUACUUCGGCAACCUUGUGACCACCAACUGCUGCCUCACCACGGCCGGCGAGCUGGCAGAGCAGCCGAUCUCGUACACGGUGGAGCAGAUCCGGAAGGCGUGCGAUCUGGUGGAUGAGGACUACGUGUGGUCGAGGAUCGACUACGUCGACCUCUAUAGGCCGCCAUUGGCCUCGACAGGCACCCUCGUGAUCAGCUCGUGGACCCGUAUGGCGUAUGGGUGCAGUGACUUUGGGUGGGGCGACCCUACCCAGUUUGGGUGUGGGGACUUGGCGAGGGAGUUGUGUGUGUUCCAGCCCGAGGGCGAGAAGGGUGUCGCGGUCAUGAUGGCCCUCCCGGAGUCCGCCAUGAACACCUUCCAAAAGCUGAUUGAUCAAGUCUAACUGCAUAUGCUUCAUUAAUUGUUUGCUUUCAUUUUCUGUAUGGAAAUUUGAUUGUUGUAAUUUGUUAUUGUUUGUUGCUGAAAAUAUCGCAAGCUAAGUUUGUGUGUGCGCUGUCAACUUGAGGAAAAUGGGGACACUGUUGAGUUGGUCCGUCUCUUUUGUGUUACAUCCAAAUUAAAUGCAGUGAUAGAAACUGAUAUAUAUCAAAAAUUUCAAAUUAGAUUA